Molecule: messenger RNA, 1717 nt
Organism: Cydia amplana
Lineage: Eukaryota; Metazoa; Arthropoda; Insecta; Lepidoptera; Tortricidae
Product: apyrase-like
Exons: 11
Coding region: 104-1717 (537 amino acids)
Biological process (GO): AMP catabolic process
Cellular component (GO): plasma membrane
Molecular function (GO): metal ion binding; nucleotide binding; 5'-nucleotidase activity
Source: RefSeq, a predicted model, not a curated record
AUCUGAAUAAAAUAAAGCACCAAACUAAUCGUUUUAUCUCCGAUACGCGGCGUAUUGAGGAUUACCGGUAGUCGUGGCCCGUCGUCCGAGUGUUGACGUCGCGAUGGCCAAGCUUGUGGUGUGGGUGUGUCUGCUCGUCGCCGUCGCGGCGCAGGACGACUUGUACGAACUUAAUAUUAUACACUUCAACGAUUUCCAUGCACAUUUCGAAGAAGUCAGUCCCUCGGGCACAGUAUGCAGCCCCUCCGACACCUGCAUCGGCGGCUACGCGCGACUUUACACCGCCAUCCGCGAGGCGCGCGAGGCGGAGCCCGACUCGCUGGUGCUGAACGGCGGCGACACUUUCCAGGGCACCAUCUGGUACAACUUCCUGCGGUGGAACGUCUCGCAGCACUUCAUGAAUCUGCUGCCGCAUGACGCACACGUGCUGGGCAACCACGAGUUCGACCACGGGCCCGAGGGCCUGGUUCCGUACUUGGAGCGCCUGAACGCGCCGAUGCUCGGCGCCAACGUGAACACGACCUUCGAGCCGGAGUUGACGCCCUACUUGCGCAACCACAUCGUGCUGGAGCGCCGGGGGCGCAGGAUCGGCAUCAUUGGCGUGCUGCUCAGAGUGUUCUCAGCGCCAAUCGGAGGCGUAAUAAUGGAAGACGAGGUGGAAGCCAUCAACCGCGAGGCGGCCAUUUUGGAGGAGCAGGGCGUCGACAUCAUCAUAGUGCUGUCUCACUGUGGCUACGCUCCCGAUCUGCGAAUGGCGGCGGAGAUUUCGUCCUCGGUGGACAUCAUAGUGGGCGCGCACUCGCACACGUUGCUUUACAGCGGGGACUCCCCAAACGGGGACUCGGUUGGCGGGGACUACCCCACACCGGUGGUGAGGAGUGAUGGACAUCGGAUCCUGGUAGUCCAAGCGUCGUGCUACACACGGUACCUGGGUAACAUCAAGCUGUUUAUCGAUGAUGCCGGUAUAAUCCAGGGUUGGGAGGGAGUGCCUAUUUUCCUGGGGUCCUCUAUCGUGCAAGACCCUCAAAUGUUGGCGGAGCUAGAGCCAUGGCGCGCGCAAGUGGACACCGUGGGUAAGGAGGUGCUGGGUCGCGUGCUGACCCCCCUCAGCCGCUCCUGCUACUCGCGGGAGUGCAACAUCGGCAGCUGGGCUUGUGACGGCUUCCUGCAGCAGCUGAUGGAGCGCGCUAAGGACGGGUCGUGGAACGAAGCGCACGUCUGCUUGAUCAACGCCGGCGGCCUGCGCACGGCCAUCGAUCGCGGCGAGGUGACGACCGAGGGUCUCCUGAUGGCGAUGCCGUUCGAGAACUACGUGCAGGUGUACGACCUGAAGGGCGAGCACCUGCUGGAAGCGCUGGAGUUCUCCGUGGGCGUGUACAUGGCGCCCGGGGACUUCUAUAGCGGGCGCAUGCUGCAAAUCGGAGGCCUGCGCGUCGUAUACAACGCAUCGCAACCUAUUAACUCGCGCGUACUGGCCGCCUCGGUGCGCUGCAUCGAGUGCUCCGUGCCGCGGUACACGCCGCUCGACCCCAGCGCCACCUACCGUGUGGUCACACAGAACUACAUCGGCGACGGCGGCGGCGGCUACACGAUGCUGUCAGAAAACCGCGAGAACCUGGAAAACCUGCAGUUAGACUACGUGAUGCUGCAGCAGUUCCUGCGGCACCAGAACGCCGUGCUGCAAGACCUGGACGGACGCAUCGAGAUAGUCUUUUAG